AAGGCACACCAGAGUGCAGAGAUGGUUGAGGACGUGGAGGUGUGGAAGCAAGUGUUCCAGGAGUUAAUGCAGGAGGUGAAGCCGUGGCACACUUGGACCCUGACACUAGACAAGGGCCUUCUUCCCAACGUCCUGAAGCCAGGGCGGGCACAAUACCAGCAGUGGACCUUUGCCAGGUUUCAGUGCUCCUCUUGCUCUCGCAGCUGGGCCUCAGCUCAAGUUCAGGUCUUCUUCCACAUGCACUGGAGCAAGGAAGAGUCCAAGGGCCAGGUGAAGAUGAGGGUCUUUGCCCAGAGGUGUCAGAAGUGCUCCCAGCCUCCCUUUGAGGUUCCACAGUUCACACAAGAGAACAUCUCAAGGAUCCUGAACAACCUAGUGCUCCGAAUUCUGAAGAAAUGCUACAGAGAAGGAUUUAAGCCAGUAGAGGAAAUUCCUACCAUCAAGGACUUCUCUCUCGAAGGACCACAUGACAGUGACAACUGUGAGGCAUGUCUGCAGGGGUUUUGUGCUGGGCCUCCACAAGUUACGAAUCUCCUUGCUUCUAGGAGCUCAAGAGCAAACACUAGUUACCAGGAAGAGUCCUGGGCUGUCAGCAUGCACUGA
Messenger RNA from Trichechus manatus latirostris (Florida manatee), 603 nucleotides. It is a transcript of the gene RTP3, whose product is annotated as receptor transporter protein 3. Gene Ontology annotation, molecular function: olfactory receptor binding. Gene Ontology annotation, biological process: protein insertion into membrane; detection of chemical stimulus involved in sensory perception of bitter taste; protein targeting to membrane. Gene Ontology annotation, cellular component: cytoplasm. The record is from RefSeq and is a predicted model, not a curated record. The coding region runs from base 22 to 603 and encodes 193 amino acids. Lineage: Eukaryota; Metazoa; Chordata; Mammalia; Sirenia; Trichechidae. The transcript has 4 exons.